GUUAUUGUCCCGUUAUUCUUGAAUCUCGACGAAAAUGAUCAGCUGUUUGGGACGCCGGUUCCGGUUACCAUGGCAACGACCGUCACCUCCCACGCCACCCACAGAAAGCCGACCCACCACGACCGUUUGUUUUGGUAUUUCUGUUGUGAUCCGGUGAUUCUGGUCCAAAAUAGGGGAAAAAAUCAGUCGCAUGGCACGCGUUUGUAGAGUUGCUCGGAUUGUGUAACUUCACUUUAGUGGUGUUUAAAAUCGAAUCAAAGGUUGAAACUAUUUAAAAUAUGCUGCACGUCUUUAGCAUAAGUGAAACAUAAGCUAAGAAAAUGAUGUUGAUGAUGCUAAACAGUGCAGUUCGCGAAUUAUUAAAUCGAAAAAGUACAACAUGGAUUCGGCAAUGUUAUUCCUCAGCGGAUUUGUUGAGCACCAAAGAGUUAACAUCGGACAUGAAACUCGCAAUUGAGAAGAAAUGGCACAACAACCUUGGCGAUUAUCGGUUUGACCCGGCCAGUUCGAAACCGAAGCGCUACGUACUGGCCAUGUUCCCCUAUCCUUCGGGUAAUUUACACAUGGGACACGUUCGUGUGUACACCAUAAGCGACGCAAUGGCCAGGUUCUAUCGUUUCAACGGGGCCAACGUGCUUCAUCCGAUGGGUUGGGAUGCCUUUGGACUUCCGGCAGAAAAUGCGGCAAUGCAGCGUAAAAUCCCGGCCGAUCGUUGGACCCGGCAAAACAUUGACCAGAUGCGCCAACAGCUGGAAAAGCUUCAGUUCAGUUUCGACUGGGACCGCGAGUUUGCCACCUGCGAUCCGAAAUAUUACCGGUGGACGCAAAAGUUGUUUCUCAUGUUGUUUGAGGAUGGUUUGGCGUAUCAAAAGGAAGCACAAGUUAACUGGGACCCGGUAGACAUGACAGUUUUGGCCGAUGAACAAGUGGAUAACAAUGGGUGCUCUUGGCGUUCAGGGGCUAAAGUAGAAAAGAGAGUUCUCAGGCAAUGGUUCAUCAAAACUACACAGUUUGCCAAACCUUUGUACGAAGGUUUGUCUGACCCUAUUCUAGAAGAUUGGAAAGAUAUCAUUAAUUUACAGAAGCAUUGGAUAGGCGAAUGUAGCGGUUACUUAUUCGAUUUGAAAUCUUCGAAUAAAAACGAAACGCUUCCGAUUUGGACAGAAAACCCAGAAAAUUUGAAGGGCGCUAUCUUCGUCGCUGUGAAGCCAUCUAAUUUGAUAAAUACCGAAAAGAAACCAGAAGGUCUUUUGGAAUCGUAUGUCGAGAAUUUCCUGACCGGUGAUCGACUCCCUAUUAUCAUCACGGAAAACGUUGACUACCCAGAAGGUUGCGAUAGCUAUCUCGGCGUGUGCUCUAACGAAACCGAUGUUAAAAUUGCCAAACGAUUCGAUUGUCCCGUAAAUAACUACAAUAGAAAAAAUAUACAGAAAGAAGAAAUAGUUAAACUAGCUCACGAAAGUAACAGGGGCGGUUAUCCUGUAAGUUCUAAGCUACGGGAUUGGUUAAUAUCCCGACAGCGUUUCUGGGGAACCCCAAUACCUAUAAUCCAUUGUAAUAAUUGUGGCCCGGUUCCAGUUCCCGACUCUGAACUUCCGGUGGCCCUGCCACUUGAGUCGGUAGGAAUGCCACUCUCAAAGAAUGAUCCCUGGCGCAAUACCACGUGCCCCAAAUGCAACUCAACUGAUGCCCAGAGAGAAACCGACACAAUGGACACAUUUGUGGAUUCUUCUUGGUAUUUUCUGCGAUUCGUGGAUCCGAAAAAUACAAAAGAUCCCUUUGAUCGCGAACUUUCACGCUCCCUCAUGCCCGUUGAUCUAUACGUGGGUGGGAAGGAACACGCGGUACUGCACAUGUACUAUGCGCGGUUCAUGAAUUACUACCUGUAUAGUAAGGGGUUAGUUCCGCAUCCUGAACCUUUCAAGCGCCUAUUGGUACAGGGCAUGGUUAUGGGUCGCUCGUUCCGACUCAAGGGUAGCGGAAAGUACAUUCCAGCAUCCGAAGUACAGAUGGUAGACGAGAAAAAGAAUAAAGCAAUUCAUGUACCAACUGGGGACGCGGUGGUUUGUUUGUGGGAGAAAAUGUCCAAAUCGAAGCUCAACGGCGUAGAUCCUUUGGAUGUGUUGCGGGAACAUGGAUGCGACACACUUCGGUUGAUACUAUUGGCCGAUGUGGCGCCAACAUCCCAUCGAAACUGGUCGGAAGCUACCUUUCCCGGAGUGCUCAAUUGGUUACGUCGUAUCUGGAUGACUAUGCACGAUUUGCGAAGCGCACGAGAGGCAAUCGGUCCCGAGACCAAAGCAGCUCCCGAUACAGAAGAAUUCCGCCAACAAGAUAGUAAACUUUGGGAUGCGCGCAAUUACUUCUCAGCGGGUGCCACUUUCAAUUUCAAAUUUUCGCACCAGCUCAGUGUUGGUAUCAGCAAGAUGCAGGGCCUUACCAAUGCCAUCCGCCGAUCGGACUCCACUGUCAUGGCUUACAGUCCACAGUAUGAACGGUCCAUUGCAGCCCAAAUCAUUAUGCUAGCACCGAUGGCUCCACAUUUUGCUUCUGAACUGUGGCAGCAUUUUGUAGCUUUGCCUCAUCGCCUGAAUAAGAACUCUGAUGAGAUUCAGUGGGACCGAGGAUUAUUUGACCAGAACUGGCCCGUAAUUGAUGAGGAUUACGCUUUGGACCUUACAUUUAAGGUCAACGGAUAUGAGAGUUGUAUACUGAAAAUUCCGACUAAGGAUCUUAAUCAGCUUACACACCAACAAUCAUUGGACAUAGCCCUGGAACAGAACGCAGUCACCAGCUACAUAGGUCGGCGAAAGAUAAGGAGUAGCGAUUUCGUACUGUACCCGGGAUGUGAAGCAAUUUUAAGCAUUACUCUAGAACAGCUGUCCAAGGAAGACAAACUGGAACUGGAACAGUUAGGUAAACUGAACGAAAAGGCUAAGAGCAAAGGUAAAAGUAAAAGCAAGAAACCCAAAAAGCAGAAGCAAAUAGUGGAAUUAUGAAAGAUGAAAAUAUAAAUGCUGGAAAACCGACAGUUUUCCAUCGUUGAGUACACAAUUUAUCAGAGUUGAACAUUAGAGUGCCUCAAAUGACCCGACAAUUGAAAAAGUUAUGCGCUGCAGGCUUAAAUUUAUCCUAGGCCAUAGUACAAGGUCUCAUGCCAAAUUUGGGCCAGAUCGGAUCACGGGAAGGGGUCGCUCAACGAGCCUAAAUUUUGUUUGAGAUUUUGGGACAUUUUGUUCGGAAGGAACUUGAAAAUUCAGUAAUCGUGAAUAACUUUGGUCCUCUUCGUGUGUACUAGGCCUUGGAUCGAAUUAAGCCUGUAGCGCAUAAUGUUACAAGCUUGAAAUUUCUCAUACAAAUUUGGGGCAGUCUAAGGAAAAUUUUCGGAUUUUCAAUAA
This is a messenger RNA of Uranotaenia lowii, 3398 nucleotides long. RefSeq names its product leucine--tRNA ligase, mitochondrial-like. Gene Ontology annotation, molecular function: ATP binding; aminoacyl-tRNA deacylase activity; leucine-tRNA ligase activity. Bases 321 to 2999 code for a protein of 892 amino acids. The transcript is spliced from 4 exons. NCBI's taxonomy places the organism in Eukaryota, Metazoa, Arthropoda, Insecta, Diptera, Culicidae. Gene Ontology annotation, cellular component: mitochondrion. Gene Ontology annotation, biological process: mitochondrial translation; leucyl-tRNA aminoacylation. The record is from RefSeq and is a predicted model, not a curated record.